UCCACAAACUGAUGACCAAAUUUCUGAACAGAAGCUCGACACUGAGUUCAAAUCAUCUGUCUGAGAGAGCAACAAGAGAAUGCGAGCAAGUACUAUCAGCUGCGCCUGCCACGGCGGAGCGACUGCGGCGCACCGCCUACCGCCGCCGUUCCAGUAUUAUUCCCCUCUGGUUCUUCGGUAUCGAUCUGACUCUAAACGCAAUUGGAGGUUGGUGCAUACAAGAAUAGAUGUCGCCAAGACAUGCAAAUUAAGAGCUCGAGCAAAUGCCAAAGCAGCGUUGGAAUGGGAGUCAUACGAAGUGGCGGAAAGUGGGAAAAAGUAUUACUUAGACGAGCAAGAUGUUGUGACUUUUCUUGAUCCUCCGAAAGAGCUCAUUCCGUUGGACCCUAACUCAUAUAAUCCCGCUUCUUAUCUUUGGAAAAAAAUUGAAGACAUCCCGGAGGAAAGGCGGCAUCACCUUCUAUCCCUGCUAAACCCCAGACUUAUAUCAAGAGCUUGGGAGGUAGCUGGAACAAGAUAUGACGAUCCCAAGUUAACCAAGAAAAGGGCAUCAAGAUUGCUGUCUGAUGGAGAUUCUGCAGGUUCACUUGAGUUGUGGAAAUGCCGAACAAGUGGAGCGUCGCUUCCAAUUGCUUGGAUCAAUUCUUCCCAGAAGGCAAUAUUCUGCUGCACGGAUGGGAAAGCCUAUGGACGACUUAUUGGGGGAUAUCCUCUUUUGCGAAUCAUGAACUCCGUUUCCCCUUUGUACUUUAGUGUCACACAAGUGAAUGAAGUGAUGUCAACAGAGCAGCCUUGUGAUUUUGCGUAUGAAUUUGGAGAUGGACUACUCAAUCUUCCAGAAUAUCCCGAAGAAUUCCCUAAACCAGCAAAACAUGCGUGGCCGUUCAACGAUCAAGUUGUUAUAUAUGUUAGGCAGUUGGGUCCAGGAGUGGUGGUGGGACAAGCAUGGCAAGAGGGUAAAGCAUUGGAACAAGUACCCAAGAAGUUGUUCAAUGAGAUGUUAAUGGUUAAAGACUAUUUUGGUUGGAGCAAGAAGAACUGAAAAGACAUGGGUUGAGAAGCUUGUGUAGUACUGUUAACAUUGGAGAUGAUGUGUGUUAGUAAAGUUUGGGGGAGAGAUUUUGCUUACAACAUAAGUUUACAUCAUCAGAGACAUAUAUAUAGUCUAGAUAGAUGGAGAUGUAGGCUUACUCUUAGAAGUUAUCAUCCCACACUGACACUGGUGUGGUGUGGACCUAACUGAUUGAUUAUCUCAUAUCUGCAUAUACACCACGAUAUGGUGAUGGGGGAGGAGAGGAGUUCCAUUCCACAAGGACAACAAUAUAUAUAUAUA
Sesamum indicum (sesame) is the source of this 1333-nucleotide messenger RNA. RefSeq names its product WD repeat protein. NCBI's taxonomy places the organism in Eukaryota, Viridiplantae, Streptophyta, Magnoliopsida, Lamiales, Pedaliaceae. The record is from RefSeq and is a predicted model, not a curated record.